AUGGGUUUCGUGCUGCCGACAGCCCUUACACUCAUUCAUCCUAUCGCCCGACCGCUCUGGCUUCUAGACCCUGUCCUUGUGCCCGUCUUUCUUUUCGGCAUCCGCUUCUGGAAUAAGAGGUCGGCCGGCUUUGAACGAGUUACCUCGGUGCAGGUUGAGGGCGUCAAGGGUGCAAAAAACGCGUUGAGCACAGUAGCCGUUGGACCAGAUGCUGUUUACGGGCUUGUGGUGUCUUUUCUGGCGGCUGCGCAUCUCUGGAUUCUCUCGGCGGUGGACUUCCCCGGCCUGUCCGGCCCCCCACGCGCUUUGGUUUCCCAGACGCAGCUGGCCACUCUUGCUGCGUCGGUUGUUGUCUACUCGCUCUACUGCGUGUUCCAGCUGCGCCGGCGGGGCUACAUAUCGACUGCGCAGCUGGCUGGAUGUUCCGCCAGCAUUCUUCUCAGCAGCGUUUUCCUUGGGCCUGCGGCCACGCAUGUCGGGACGUCUUGGUUUGCUGACAGGAUAAUCUCUGGAGUGGUCAAAGCCAUCAACACUCCCAGGUAA
Diaporthe citri is the source of this 543-nucleotide messenger RNA. RefSeq lists its product as uncharacterized. The record is from RefSeq and is a predicted model, not a curated record. Lineage: Eukaryota; Fungi; Ascomycota; Sordariomycetes; Diaporthales; Diaporthaceae. Bases 1 to 543 code for a protein of 180 amino acids. The transcript has a single exon.